UCAACCCGCCGUUCGUCACCAAUUGGCCGGCCGAGGUGCAAAGGAGCUUAUUCGUCAUAUCCCUCAUCUCGUGUCGCUGCAAGAGGCGCUGAGAUUCUUUUCUAGCCUCGCCAAUCUUGGCGUUCCCGUCCACCACCGGUCCGCUCGCUCCUCACGUUCAGCAUCGCACAGGUCGCGACUCAACCUGCUCCAAUCGUACAGCUUUCAACGGGCGACAUUCUCUUUCAUCGCCUAGCGCACUCAGAGCAUCUUACAACACACUUUCGUCCACAUCGUCUGCAGAGCACACAUGGGGCGAGAUGACUCGGGCUUCCGGCUCUAAGAAGGCAAGCAAGAAGAGGUUGCACAAGCCAGAUUCGAACACCUCUGGCCAAGCGCUACCCUCCUCAGCUCUAGUCAAGGUCAAGUCCAACGACAGUGCCCCAUCAGGAUCGAGACUCAAACACGAUGACGCGUUGACUCAUUCAGGCAAGCUGAGUGAUGGCCAUCGCAGCUCUCACAAAGACUAUCAACGUCAACAUCUCCACCAUGACCACUCGCACUCACAUCAUCAUCACUCGAGCCAGCAACGGGACUACGACGACUAUAUGCUCGGCCAUGACCACCACCAUGGCGAUGAUGGAGAGGAGUCUGAGCUAUGCGAUCACACGAACGUGGAUGUAGCGGUGAUGGGCAAAGUAAGCUCUUUGCUCUCUACGCUUUUCACCUGCUCUUUCAAAUUAGCCGUCCCUUCGCUGUAUCGCGGAAUGGUUCAGAAUGUGCAGGAUCGCGUUUUAAAGGAUCGACUCAUGACGAUGAUCGAGCACGGGCAUGGCAUAGAUGAGAUCGCGGUGACCUCCAAGGCGGAUGGAAUGCGGAAGACGAUCGAGGCCCAAUUCGAGCUUGCGUGCGAAGAGGAGCUCGGCGAUAUUGUUCUUCGCCUCAGCACCGAAGACUCUUUUGAUUUAUUGUGCGAUCUGGCGGUCAAGCAUGGGCGAGAUCUCAAGACUUGGGGCCCCCCUUGCGCAUGUAGCUUUGCUUCAUGCUACACGUGCUUAGAAGCGCUGGUGGAGUCUGUCAAGGCUACGCCUCCAACGCCUCCUGCCGACAUUCGUCCUGUGAAUGUCACGGACUUGAUCACGUUCGUGGAAAACACUGUGUGCAUCGGUGCAGCACCGACCCAAAAGUGGGGCAAACGAGACAAAUGGGCCGCUCGCCUUGAGGACCUUUGGAACGGCAUGGCUGAGAUUCUGUGGGGAAUAGCGAACGCGGUGGACCCAUUAGAGCUGCCUCAGGUGCAGAGCGCACUACAGACCCUGACCUCCCUGAACGGUCUGGAUUUGUUCUACACUGUGGUGACGAGAGAGUUAGAAGCAGCUCAGACUCAUGCCAACGGCACCGCAGUGGCUCACGCAAAGCCUCCAAAGAACGGAAUUCCGUGUCGCAUGCUCACGCCAAGCUUCCCAACCAGCACCACGGGAAUUUUGAGCGCCCAGUAUUCUAGAAUGAUUGAGGAAAAUAGGGCUUUGAAAGAGAAGGAAGAGCCUGCGGACAAGCCCUUGCGGGCGCUCGAUGAUGAAGAACGCGACCGUCAGACUGGAGCCGAGUAUCGUCGAGCUCUGGCUCGCGCGAUGAGAGAGCAAGGCAAUAACGCACACACUGCCUCACGGUAUGCGGAAGCUACCGAACACUACACUCGAGCGAUGGGUUACGAUCCUAGCGAAAGCAUAUAUCCUCUCAACAGAGCAGCGUGCCUCCUCAAGCUGCAGCGAUAUGCGGAUGCGGAGAGGGACUGCACGGCGUCCUUGGUCCUCAACCCAGAUAACCCAAAGGCUUUCUUUCGCCGAGGUAUCGCCCGAGCAUCUCUGGGGUGCAAAGAAGAGGCUGUACAAGAUCUCGACGAUGCUUUGGAGAAGCAAAAAGGGGAACCAGCUGCGUAUAAGGAGCUGAGCAAGCUUCGGGAAAAUUUUUUGGCCGCGUAUCCACUACCAGCAGCUGACAACCUGACUGCGGAGGCAGCCGAGCUCAAGGUUCCGACCGUCAAGCCGGUGCCCUUGAACCUGGAUUUGAAAGGGAAAGGUCGAGAGAUGGAUCUCGAGCGGAACGUCGCUCGCUUCCACAAUGUUGCGGAUCGCUUGCCAUCCUCCAGAUCCGAUCCCGAUACCGCUGACGUCUCGAAAAAGUCAUCAAGCACCAAGAAGGCUCGCACUCGAGUAACGAGCGAGGAGAGCGAGACCUUUGUCACAGCUUGCUCGGGCAGCAUCGCGCCCACGAGCGAUCCUAGCGACUUGCAUCACCCUUCACAACGCGUAGAUGGAGCAGGGUCGUCUAGUUUGAUGGAUCGAGGCAAAGCGCAAAGCAGCGAUGGAGACGCAAGCGUCGAUACGGAGGACAGGCUGAGUGAAGGCGAUGGCACGACACGUUCUGUCGGCACCGAAGCGACUUCGAGUCCGUCUCCUACACUGUCACACAACAAAUUGUCCGCGCAUUCUCAUGUGAGAUCUCUCGAGAGCGUGACGACGGACAAUGCGGCCCAGGAGCAUCGCACCAACGCGCAUCGACGGGCAAAGCAGAUUGUUGCGACGCAAGCUGCAUUCGCCUUCUUUUUCAGCCUCAUUGUCCAAUUCAGAAGCGGCAAAGACUUGCCGCGCGCUCUUGGAUUCGUGCCAAGUAAUGGGCUCAAGCUGACGGGCGAGCAAAGACGCGAGUUGGGGCACCUCGUCGCCAAAACGACACCUCCAUCAGUCAAGGAUUUGGAGACGCUCAAAACGCUUCUCAAAAGGGAGGUGGCAGCGAUGGAGGGAGCAGACAAGGCGCAGAUUGCUCUCAAAGGCUUACGCAACCCUUCGUCGGACACUUAUGGAGAUGUCAACACGCUCUAUAAGCUUCGAAGCGUCGGGGUGCUGGAUGUCAAAGACGUCUCCUUCCGCGUAGCGCGCUUCCUCAAUUCCCCAUCCGUCCCAGACGCUGCGAGCGUCCUGAGCUUUUGAUAGACGAGAGGCGUCUCAUUUCAACGCAGCGGGCCGCUGCCAGGCGCAUUACCUUCUGCGGGCCCUCAUCGCACACGCAGGUCUUUCCCCUUUUCCCCGAGGGGAACGGCCUUCAAUGACCGCCGCUGGGUUCCCCCUCUCACUCUCGUCCGGAUGCAUCCGUCUCAGACUUCACUUCAAACUUUCAAAGUCCCUAUCCAUGACCCCAAUGUAAUUUUACAAAUUUGUUUCACAUAGUAGCAGUAACCCUCCCAUCACGAACGCAAUGACGCCAAAUGUAG
Molecule: messenger RNA, 3250 nt
Organism: Ceraceosorus guamensis
Lineage: Eukaryota; Fungi; Basidiomycota; Exobasidiomycetes; Ceraceosorales; Ceraceosoraceae
Exons: 4
Coding region: 300-2969 (889 amino acids)
Molecular function (GO): protein binding
Source: RefSeq, a predicted model, not a curated record